AUAUAAUCAACCCAUCAGCUGGGGAAGGGUUCUGUGAUGUCAUAAAGGGGGAUCCUGAUCUUUAUAUAUGAAAGCUUCUAUGAUGUCAUUAUGAUUGCAAGAUUUUUCUCAGUAGCACUUUUCUCAGUGCAAAGUAUGGAGAGUUUCUAAAACUGGGAAUUUUCAAAAGCUUACUUUAUAUUUGUCAGAUAAUUCAGGGGGACAUGGGUGGCGCUGUGGUCUAAACCACUGAGCCUCUUGGGCUUGAAUGUGUGUGAUGGGGUGAGCUCCCACUGCUCUGUCCCAGCUUCUGCCAACCUAGAAGUUUGAAAGUAGAUAAAUAGGUAUUGCUGUGGCAGGAAGGGAAAUGGCGUUUCCAUGCACUCUGGCACUCAUCAUGGUGUUCUGUUGAACCACAUGACCCAGAAAGCUGUCUGUGGACAAACAGCAGCUCCCUCGGCCAGAAAAGCAAGAUGAGCGCCACACCCCAUAGUCACCUUUGACAGGACUUAACCAUCCAGGGGUCCUUUACCUUUUACCUUUACAUAAUAUAAUAGUACAGUUGACUUAUGAAUUCUGGAGGAUGUAUGCAAUUGCAAGGUGAAGGGAUACUACAUAGUCAUUUGGAUGAGUCUUAUUACUCCUGAAUGAGAUCCAACAUAGCAAGGUAGCUUCUCCUUCCUUUCCUCCCUUCACCUUGGGAAUCACUGCACACCCUGAAAAUCUGUUCCACAGGGCUGGGGAACACUCUAGAGCAGUGGUGGCGAACCUAUGGCACACGUGCCAGAGGGGGCACUCAGAGCCCUCUCUGUGAGCAAGCGUGUCAUCCCCCAAGCAGGGCCGUAGCUAGGAGGUAAAACUGGCACUCCAGCACUGCAGGAGACUUCUGGCCGCUUCCAGUAUGGUCCCAGCACUGCUAGGGCACCAUUUUCACCCUCGGGGCUGCCUGGGGGGGGGGGAAGGGCUUGUGCCAGGAAACUGCCACUCCGUCCAAAGCCUGCACCACCGCUACUCAAGUCACCGAUCAAGCCCAUCUGCCAUUGCAACCAAACCUGACAGCCGUCUCUGAGCUGGCUCCGCCUCCCCACCAUCAAGCUCGGUUGCGCCCAACCUGCCUUCCUGCUCUGCUCUCAGGCGCAUUUAGAGCUGUGGUAACCCUGGCAAGCGGCUGAGCAGGUGUUGACUUUUGAUGCGCCAGGGCCUCCCGCCAGUCUGUUGUUCCUAGUCAGAAGUAAGCCGCCUUGAGUUCAGCAAGGUUAGACAAAUUAUCAGCAUGCGUACAACAGCAAAAAUCACAUUAAUUGUUCAAAAGCAUGCGAAAUGCAGACCUUUACCUUUCAAAAAAAAAGUUGUUUGUAUCAUUGAAACUCUGUUAUUAUGUUUUUCAUUUAAGACAAAAGAUGUUAAUGUAUGAGUUGUUUUUUCUAAAGUAAAACCUCAGUAUUCGGGUUAAAUUGCCGAGUUGGCACUUUGCGAUAAAUAAGUGGGUUUUGGGUUGCAGUUUGGGCACCUCAGUCUCUAAAAGGUUCGCCAUCACUGCUCUAGAGCAAAUUAUAGGGGCAUUUGAGGGGCUGUAGGGGGAAGAAGAGAAACUAGAAGUCCCGUUGUACAAGCUGAUUUUUGUUACACAACAUAUUAGAAGUCAGUCAAUGCAGUAACAUAGAAGCAUUUAAAAAUAGUAUUAGACAAGGCAUCUCAUACUUCUGAUAACAAAAAAGCUUGGCCUAGAAUGAAAAUUUAUUAAAAGUUGUUCAUUUUUUCUGCACGGUUAUAGACUUAUCUCAGUUUUGUUAAGUGUUAAAUAAUUAGUGUACUGGAUUUUGAAGCAAAAUGAGAUUAUUUUAGUAAUCAAUAUUACAGAAAAUUGACUUUAUUUAAAUUCUACUCUUAUCAGUGUCUUUAAAAAUUCAAGAUUAUGCAAAUAUAAACUAAGACUCCACAGUGAAUGGUAGAGAGACCCUGGCUGAAUUCAGCUGUAAACCAAGACACAAAUGACCCUUGUGCCCUCCAUGUACUUUGCUCAUCACAAGUGAGAGUUAAUGGUUUCUGAGGAAGUUGGAAUAUGAAGCUGAAUUCAAAGCAUGGCUUCAUAUCUUGGUUUGGUUCAAAGCAAUUAACCAAAGUUUCCCAGUUCAGACUUAACAGGAAAUUAUCAUUAACAGAGCAUUUCCUUGUUUGUUCACUGGAGCACAUGGACAGAGGAGUGAAGGAUACUGGGGGACUUGCAUACUGGGGGCCAAGACUCAUUCACAUCAUGGCUUAUUGAGCUAAUUAUGAUCAUCUGAAAGUGGCCGCGCUGUGUGUGUUUCAGUGCUCUGUACAUCCUGGGGGUACUUAUAGGAAGAGAGUUGAAGGGUGUCCAGGAAUCAUAAUCUAAGGCCUCCUUUGCAUAGCUUCUCUUUGGUGUGUCUUGUCUUGGAAGUUCAUUUCCAUAGGAAGCCAGAGGUUACAAAGUAUGUAUUUAUACUGUAUAGGAGAGAUACAAUAACAUCACAACUCACAAAAGGGAAUUCAGUUCCCAUUUCAGAUUGAACUGAAGACCUAGUUGGGGUGGGGAACCUCGGGGCCACGGGCCUAAUGCCGUCCUCCAGGUCUGGCUGGCUGGCUGGCUGGCUCUUGGAACGCUCUCCAGACCACACCCCCUCCCUUGCCAACAGUCCUACUCUAGGCAGGUAAAAGGCAUUAUCACCUCCACCAAUAGCCCUAAUCCACCACUUGCCCCUUGAGUGCAUUGAACUGUGAUAAUGCAUUUUACCUGCCUGGAUGGAGAGAUAAGUACAGUGGUGCCUCGCAAGACGAAAUUAAUCCGUUCCGUGAGUCUCUUCGUCUUCUUGCGGUUUUUUCGUCUUGCAAAGCACGGCUAUUAGCGGCUUAGCAGCUAUUAGCGGCUUAGCGGCUAUUAACGGCUUAGCGGCUUUAAGAAAAAGGAAACAAACUCACAAGAACUCGCAAGACGUUUCGUCUUGCAACGCAAGCCCAUAGGGAAAUUCGUCUUGCGGAACGACUCAAAAAACGGAAAACUCUUUCGUCUAGCGAGUUUUUCGUCUUGCGAGGCAUUCGUCUUGCGGGGCACCACUGUAUGUGGAAACCUCUAGAUUUGAAAUGACUUGAAUGUAGCCUGUUUUAUAAAGGCAAAAGUCACAUAUGUUGCUUCACCCCAGUUUUGCUUCUGGCCAUGUCUCAUUGGUAUGCAGCUCACAGAAGGUUGUCUCUGAGGGCAUGUGGCCCUCCCAGUGGAAAAGGUCACCCACCCCAACUCAGAGGUAAGUCCAUAGGAGGAAGGAAGAAUAGCUGUCCUGUAGUAGAAGGGAUGCGGGUGGCGCUGUGAUCUAAACCACAGAGCCUAGGGCUUGCCGAUCAGAAGGUCGGCGGUUGGAAUCCCUGCGACGGGGUGAGCUCCCGUUGCUCAGUCCCUGCUCCUGCCCACCUAGCAGUUUGAAAGCAUGUCAAAAGUGCAAGUAGAUAAUAGGUGCCGCUCUGGCGGGAAGGUAAAUGGUGUUUCCGUGCACUGCUCUGGUUCGCCAGAAGUGGCUUAGUCGUGCUGGCCAUAUGACCUGGAAGCUGUACGCCGGCUCCCUCGGCCAAUAAAGCGAGAUGAGCACCGCAACCCCAGAGUCCUUCGCAACUGGACCUAACGGUCAGAGGUCCCUUUACCUUUACCUUUAGUGCAUCAUUAUCACCUGCCACGAAAAGACUAGAUUGGUUCUCAAAACGUGAUUGGAGUAGAUGAGGGAGCCAUAGAAGAUAGCCAGGUUAUACUUUUGAUUCUAGCAGUUGGGAGAUUAUAAAAAGGGACUGUUUUGGGCAUGAACACCAUUAAACAAAUAUAUGUUUAUCUUGAAUGCUGUUGUGUCCUCAAAUUUUCGGUUACUAAAGGGAAUGUGCUAAACUUUAACACUAUGUAAUAUUUAUUAUUUAUUCAUUCAUUUGUUCAUUCAUUCAUUCAUAUUUAUAUACUGCUUGAUUGUAGAAAACCUCAGCGUCUCACAUUAUAUGAGCACUAUGGUAAGAGACUGGCAAUUGAUAACCUAUAACUUUAUAAAAAUGUCUGGAUUUAGAUGCUGACUGGUUCUUAGUUAAUGGCCAUUGUUACCUUUGACUAUAGAUUUAGUACAGAAAUACAAACACUUACCUAGGGCUUUUAAUCUCUUUGUCUCUCUCUCUCUUUUUUUUUAGAAGCCAAGCAGAAUUUACGGAACUUGAUCCUCCAAAUCCAGACAACAAUCACUGAUCCUGAGAAAGUUCAGGGAAGGCUUAAUAAAGAAGAUAAGGUAUUGUGGAGAAUGCACAAUAUUUAAAUACAACAAUUAUGGAUCAUAAAUAUGCAUUUUUGUGUGCUGUCCACCAUGUUUUGAGAUGUUCCAGUAGCAGUGAUACCCAGGUUUUGGUUUUCAUUGUUGGAGAGAGCAUUGGAGACCUAGAGUGUUUUUGUAAUAUUUCCUUACUUACAACUUUGCAAGUAAAGCAGAGGCAAGCAACAUGUACAGUGGUACUUCGGGUUACAGAUGCUUCAGGUUACAGACUCCGCUAACCCAGAAAUAGUACCUCGGGUUAAGAACUUUGCUUCAGGAUGAGAACAGAAAUCGUGCUGCGGUGGCAGCAGGAGGCCCCAUUAGCUAAAGUGGUACCUCAGGUUAAGAACAGUUUCAGGUUAAGAACUGACCUCUGGAACGAAAUAAGUUCUUAACCUGAGGUACCACUGAACUACUACUGGGCAGCAGAUGCCAGUGCCUGAUUAGCUACAAUUGGUUGGUUAGUUUCCCAUAUGACACACUCCCUUUCCCCCCUCUGCAGAAUAUUUCUCUGAAGGCCUGUCAAGCCAAGUCAGAUUGGCUUGAAAACACAAAAGAGGCUACUAUGCAAGAUUUUGUGGAGCAGAAACAGUUGCUGGAGGACAUUAUGCUUCCCAUCUUCACAAAGUUGGCUACGCCCCGUGAGUACCAGAGCCCCCCUACUAAAUGGAAAUAUUUUUCUUUGUAUUUUUAUUUCGGAGAAUCUUUCUUAUGAAGAUGUGCCAAUGUACUACUGAGUAUCUGCCUUGGAAACCCUGCACAUUCCACACGAUGUGGAAUUAGGUUGUGUCUCCCCAUUAGUGAAAACUGUAAUACAAAUGGGAGUUCUGGCCAUCUGCAAGGUAUCUGAUUUGGCCACAAUGACACUAACAUUUGUUAUAUCCCAUUUGGAUUACUGCAAUGUGCUCUACGAGGGUCUGCCUUUGAAAAGUGCUUAGAAACUUUGACUGGCUCAAAGAGCUGCAGCCAGAUUGCUGACUGGGGCUGGUUAUAGGGGGCAGACAACUCCCUUGAUAGAACAGCUCCAUUGGCUUCCAGUCUGUUUCCGGACACAAUUCAAAGUGCUGGUUAUGACCUAUAAUUACGAAAGGGCCUUCUCAGUGAUUGCUCCUAUACUUUGGAACUUCCUCCCUAGAGAAGCUAGACUGGCUCCCUCCAUGUUGUUCUUCUGCCAGCUAGUAAAUACCUUCUUGUUCCAGCAGGCUUUUGGAAACUGCUUUUAAUGAAAGGGCUGAUGUUGUGCUGUUUCUAUUGUUAAGUAUGUGUAUGCUUUGAACAGAUUUUAUAUAGAUUUUAUAUAGGUAUAUCGUUUUAAUUUUAUAAUACAAUUGUAGAGUUGCUAGGGAUCCCAAGGGUCAUCUAGUCCAACCCCCUGCAAUGCAGGAAUCUCAACUAAAGUAUCCAUGACAGAUGGCUAUCCAAUAUCUGCUUUAAAAUCUCUUGAGGGAGACCAUUCCACUGUUGAACAGCUCUUAUUGUCAGAAAGUUUUUAUUGAUGUUUAGUUGGAAUCUCCUUUCUUGUAAGUUGAAGCCAUUGGUUUGAGUCCUAACCUCCAGAGCAGGAGACAAGCAGCUUGCUGCAUCUUUAAUGUUACAGUCCUUGAGAUAUUUGAAGAUGGCUAUCAUCUCUUCUUAGUCUUCACUUCAACUUAGUCUUCACUAAACAUACCCAGCUCCUUCAACCGUUCCUCUACGGCUUGGUUUCCAAGUCCCUUGAUCAUCUUGGUUGCCCUCCUCUAUACAUGUUCCAGCUUGUCAACAUCCUUCUUAAGAUUGUGGUGCCCAGAAUUGGACACAGUAUUCCAUGUGUGGUCUGACCAAGGCAGAACAGAGUGGUACUAUUGUUUCUCCUGAUCUGGACACUAGACUUCUGUUGAUGCAGCCUAGAAUAGCAUUAGCUUUUUUUGUUUCUGCAUCACACUGUUGGCUCGUGUUAUGCUUGUGGUCUACCAGGACCACAAUGUCUAAUUGUUUUUUAAUUAUUGUAGCAUAGUUCAUAUUGGUAAAUGCACACAUUCACCACCUGUCAGAAGUAUGCUCUUUAAUCUACUAUGGAAGACACUGUACAGUUAUAAGGAGGACCUUAAGGUCCAUAAAUACUAACACCCUAGAGGUCCCAGGCCCUAAGGAAGACAGAUUAGCCUCAACUAGAGCCAGGGCCUUUUCAACACUGGCUCUGGCCUGGUGGAACGCUCUGUCUCAUGAGACCAGGGCCCUGCAGGAUCUGAUUUCUUUCCACAGGGCCUGUAAGACAGAGUUGUUCCACCUGGCCUUUGGCUUGGAAUCAACUUGAUCCCCUCCCCUUUCCUUUUUCCUUUCUCUUUCAGUGAUGGAACUCCUAUUUGGGGACUUCCCUGGCUUUUUUCUGGCCCACGUAGGACCAGUCUGGAUAGCUGGCCUUGGUGAUGACUUGACGUUUUCAUCCCCCCAAAAGUUUUUGAUUUGAGUUCCUACUGAAAUGAGGCUGCAUUUGAUGUUUUAAUGUUGCAUUUUAAUCUUGUUUUUAAGUUGUAUUUCAAUCAAUUCUUUUUAUACCUGGUGUCAGCUGCUCUGAGCUCGGUCUUGGCUUCUUCUUCUUCUUCUUCUUCUUCUUCUUCUUCUGUGAUAAGCAUAAUAAAAUUAUGCAGCUGAGCAAUGCGAACCCUGCGUUUUGGAAUCUGCCUGCAACUUUUCUUCUUAGCAAGCCUGUAGGAUCACUUUAUUAGAAUUAAUGCCUUUCUACAAAAUACUUCCUAGUCUCAUAAAGUUUUGUUGGUUCUCUUCUCCUCUUCCACAUUCAACUUUUUCUGAUGAGAACCAGCAAAGGCCUGAGCUAGGGAAUACUUAAAAGGCUCGGCCCCAGGAGCACAUUGUUCCUGCUCAUACAACUAAUCUUCUUAUGCAGCCCUUUUCAAAUUGUAAAAAGUCAUUAAAUGCUCCAGUGCACUUUUUAAAAUCCAAGAGCUGAAGUGUUUAAAGCAGAGGUAGGCAUGAUAUAAGCCUUUCCCUUUCUGCAGCAGGUUGUUUGACCACUGUAUUACAUUCCACUGCUGUUUGCAAUAUUUAAGCAGUAGAUGCUCUUAGGAGUUGAAAGCACUCUUUGCUGGUAACCAGCAGCAUAGGGUAGAAAAGUCAGAGUGACUAAAAGCAAGACCAAAUAAUGCAUUCAAGAUGAAGUUUACAAAAAGCAGGUGCUCUAACAAUUCAUUUUUUCAAAAAGCCAUAGCGCGAACCAAGGGAAAAUGAAGAAGGGGAAAAGUUUAAACACCACUCUUCCAGCAGUGCUGCUCUGAUCAAAGAUCAGGAAAUCUUAUAAUAGAUGCGUCAUAUCACAGCUAUUUAGGCCCUAAUAGGAAAUACAGGCACUGCUAAUACUAAAUAUGGCGCUUGAACCCCCAGGGGUUCAUUAAAUUUACAGUACCAAAACAGGUAUGGAAAGUGGUCUUGGUGAUGCUGCUAGCUCCAAAAGUGUUGCAAGGCAACGUGUACCCAAAAUUUGCUGCAAAAUUUAAGAUGUUGUUUUCCAAUGGUUUUCUACCAGGGUGUCGUGGCACCCUGGGGUGCCUUGAAUGAUGGUCAGGUGUGUUGUGGACAACACUGGCCUCUGUUCCUCUUUCUUUCCAUCCCUCCCUCCCUCGAGACCCUCUCACCUCUGCCUUCCAAAGGCUUGUGUGGCUGUUUGUGGCAGCAGCCCUGGCUACAAGCUCCCCAGGUGAAUGGUGCCUCUGGGGCUUGGCCAGGGGGUGCUGGUUGCCAGGAGCUGAGUAAGCAAGCAAGCAAGUGGGUGAGAGAGGCCGGCCAGCCAGACCACCAGCCUUUGCUGUUGGAAAUGGGCAGACAAGCGAGAGGUAGGGUAGGCAGGCACCAUGAUGGCCUUUCUUCUGCUUGCUAUGUGCAUUUCCUGCCUGGCAGCUGAGAGCUCAGUGCCAAAGGGUAGACUUUGUGCCAUGCAGGACUGGUGGUGCCUGCUGCUGCCACCCAAGGUGAGUAAAGUGCCGGCCUCAUAUUCACCUUUGGCUCUUCUCCAUUGGGCUGCUAAGGCUGGGGGCAUCCUCUUCUCAGGCCCCUGUGGGGCAGUGUGAGGAGACAACUCUCUUUGGGGUGGGGAGGGCGGCUCAGAGACUAGGGCAGUGGCAGCGGCUGCCUGGAGGACUCCCAAGGAGAGGAGGCUGAGGGAACACUCCACAAAGGAGGGCAUUCAAAAAGGGGCAAGGGGUUGCUGGCUCUGCAGGCAACGGGUGACAUAACUGGGCUUCUGAGGCUCAGAGCACUUUUCCCCACAGGGGAGCUGCAGAAUGUAGUUGGUCAAGGGAGCCGUGGACUCAAAAAGGUUGAAAACCUCAGUUUCUCAUGAACAGAUGCCGGCAAAAUGAAAAAAACUGGCGGAGUAUGACUGUGGUCCAUUAUGAUGAGGGGCAUGUUUAUCAAUAUUUUAUAGAAACCUCUAGCAACCUAACCUGUGGCCCUCCAAAUGUUGAUGGAUUACAGUUCUCUUUGGCCAGGCUGACUGGGAUUGAUGGGAGUCCAGGAACAUAGUGGAGGGCCAGUUUUGCCACCCCUGCUCUACAGUCAUGUUUCCAUUCUAGCAUUGUUAUUCUAGUUAUGGCUAAACAGAUUAUUUGAGGGGGGUUCCCAGUUUAUAUUAGCUGAUCUGAAUAGAGACCUUGUAUGCUGCACAAUGUGUAUUUCAAAAAUGCAUGAUUUUAUAUAUUACAGAAUUACUGGAUAGCAGACAACACAUUUUAAUAGCUAGUUUUACUUCCUGAAUAAGAAGAACAAAAAAAAAAAAAAAAAAAAAGGUUGAAAGUCUUUUUGGUAUAGCCAUCUAUCCAAUGUAACCAAUACAGACUAGGUGGUUAAUACAAGCCUUUCCAGAUUAGGCAUUUGAUUAGUAGAAGAAAUUAAUUUGAAAUAAAGGCCCAGGAAAACUGCAACAAGCUUCAGCUGUGCAAACAAUCUAGUCACAAUCAUUUGUAGUGAAAUGUGCUCAAGAACCCUACCUCAUUUGACCCCACAGCCUGUACAGUGGUUAGCUGAACAGUUUUAUUUUGAGAUUUUCUGCACAUAGCAGCACGAGAGAUUGUUUGCCAACUUACUAAAAUUUUCAGUGACAAAGAAAUAAUCUGUUAUCCGAAAAGUGUGUUUAUACAUGGCUAAAGAACAGAAAAUUGAUUAUUCAUUUAAAAUAAACCCAUGACAACUGAUCACAUGUCUGAACAGAACAACCCCGUGAUGACUAGCUGGGAUUCAGUCACUCUGCUAAAUAUUGUGUACUUGGCAAAUCUACUUCCACACAAGACAGUUAAUGCAGCUUUUCCUACAGAGCCCCUGUGAUCAGCAUUCUGGUUUGUUCGAUCUCUUCACAGUUGCUAUUGAGGCUGAGGGGUGUAACGCAGGUAUUUCUUUCCUGAUGGAAGUUCUUUGGUGCAAACUCCUCCUGGAAAGAGCUUGUCAGCCUCUUCUUCUGGUACACUUGGAAUCACCAUGACCUGGUCCCCAGGCUCAUGAGGAAAGAAGGAGGGGAGACUUUUAGUAAGAAGUGCCAUACUUAAAGAGAGCUGCAGACCCUCUGAUCCUCCAGUUCUGUCAGUGAAGACCAGAACCUUCAGUCUGUUGAAGCUUAUUGCAUUUGUGAAAAACACACCGAUCCUCUUACAUAGAAGCUUUCACUGAAGUUGGAGUAUAUAUUCAGUUUCCCACAUGGAUAUUCCCCAAUGCAUAUGUAAGAUGCAAACAGACAAACCCUACAUACCAUAGUGGCCCGAAUAUAAGACGCACCCACAAAUAAGCAUGACCUUUAAAAUUCAAGGCUUAUUUGUGGGUGCGGCCCACCUCCUGGCUCUGCCACCCAGAACGGGGGGUGGGGGGUGGGCGCGCGCCAGUUCCGACUGUGCUGCAUGCCCACCUCCUGACACUACUGCCCCCAACACUGCCUCCCCAAACCGGCUUGGGAGUUGCAGGUGGGUGGCGCGCUGUUGUCCCACACCCCAGAUAGACUUCCUGGGCAGCUGUUCCAGCAGCAAUAUCAUAAGGUUGUGAAUAUAAGCCGCACUUUAACUUUUCUGGAUUGGGAUUUGGGGGGAAAGUGUAGCUUAUAUUCGGGCCAAUAUGGUACUACAUAUAAAUGCCUGCUGUAUAAGAUUGCACAAAUGCAGGAGCCAGUUUCAGUCAAGCAAUGAAAAUCUCUCACACACAUCAUCAGUUCAAGGCAAAGUUGGUCUUUUAAAAGGAUGUUAUUUAAGUAUCUGUGUGCCCUAAGGGAAGGCAAAAGACCAUACGCCAAUGGCCAGAGACAGUUUCAUCGUUCUUUCAUUUUUGUACUGCAUUAUAUACUGUCUUUCUGUGAAGCCACUAAAGGCAGUGUACAAUCUAAACUAUGUGAACCACCUUUAAUGCCAUGGUAGAAAGGAAGUAUAUAAAUGUAGUGAAUAAACCAAGCUGCAUUCCUAGGCACGCUUACCUAGUAAACCUGCAUAAGAUUGUGCUGUAAAUAAUGUUCAAUACCACACUUUCAUAAUGUACAAUAAAAUCUAUAUAGUCCCAGAACCCACAGUUGGAAAUUGGUCAGUUUAGUUAUCAAACUGUUCAUUUGAACAGCUUAUGCUGACACUGUAAAUCAGGAACUGUAAUUUACAGCCACGGGGAUAGUGGAAUAUGGAUCAAGAGCCAGAAGGGGAAACAGAGCAGCAAGGUUCAAAAGUCCCACUAUCUGGUCCCUAAAGACAAUGCCUUGGUGACUCAAUUGAAGCUUUCAGAGGCAUAUCUACUGAUAUUUUCAGAAACCAAAAGGGGUAAGUGGCCCUCCUUCAGCAAAUUAUUUAGGUCAAUAAUAAUGGUAUCACUGGGACUCCCGGGGUAAGUUGCUCUAGCUAACUGAAUAAAAGUAACAACAUAUUCACGCUUACUGCGCUGUUCCCUAGUUAGUUUAUCCUAAUUGAACUGGAUGCAACUUCCCCUUCCCAGAAGACAGAAGCUGAAUUUAGACUCACAUAUGUAGCAGGGUACUGCUAUCUGACAGUGUGAGGAAACUUCAGAAUUUAAUGUUAACAAAGUAUAGUUACCUUCCAAUCAACUGGGGUAGCAACCUUCUUAGCAGCUGUUAGCUGUAGGGAAUCAACCACUCUUAGAAUCUCAUCAAAGUUUCUGCCAGUGGUUGCUGGGUAGAGGAUAGAGAGUUUGAGCUUCUUGUCCGGGCCAAAGACGAAUACCUAUAAAAGCAAAGCCACAGAAUGAGAACCUGAAAAUCAUGCCAGAUGAGCUAUUCUUUUACAACUCAUCCCUCACAUUCACUCCUUUUCAAAAAUAUUUUGGAACUAUAGUUGUCUGUAGUAGAAAGGUCUACUUUACAGGAAGUGUUCUCAUCUGACUUCUGGCAUACAAUGAUCUGACUGUAAUAUUUCUGCCCUGAAUUUGUAGUCCUAAACAGGCAAAAGUGAUAAAAUUUAUUUUCUGGUAAAACUGGGAAGAUUUCAAAAGAAUUUUGAAUAUCUCUGAAGGUUAGCAGCUUCUCCCCACAAGGUAACUGAUCUAAAAGACAGGAAUAAUACUACCCUAGAAUCACCCAUCUUUUUUGGUAACUUUGGAAUUUAGAGAAAGUACUUUGGUGAGUGUGAGUCACAAAAUGACUGUCAAUUCUAAAAAAGCAGAAAAUAGUGUGGCUAUGACCCCACCAACAUUUUUUUCCAGAUGGGAACAUUGGGGAUUCAAUCAUUCUCCAGUGUUCCAAAUCCAAUCAGUUUUGCUGUCCCAAAAUAUCGUCUAUCCCUGGUUUCCAGCUGUUGGUGUGAGAAAGUGUGAAUUAAUGAGAAUGAAUAUGAGUGUGUAUGUGCAUGGGCAUGUGUUUGAAUAACAGCCCAAGGCACUGCCACAUCAACUGGCUUCUGGCCCCCAAGGAGAGAGGGCUGUUGCAUUCAGGUCUCGCUUCCAGCCUUCCUGCAGGCUCUGGUUGGCCACUGCAAGAACAGGAUCCUGGACUAGAUGGGUCACUAGCCUGAUCCUAAGCACCCACCCAUCACCACACGUGGCCCUUGGAGGCUAAAAGUUUGUUCAUCCCAUAAAACAAAGAAUGAAAAGCUAAUUGCAGCCUGCAGUGUUAGAGGCCCUCAAUACUUACCACACGGGCAGUCAGAGGAAUACCAUCCUUGUCUCUCUCAUCUGGGUCUAGCAUGCCCAGCUGGACUGCAAGCUCCCGUUUUGAGUCAGCAAUUAUGGGAAAGGGGAGCUGCUCUUUGGCCUCGUCUCCAUUGUAGGCAUUGAUGUCCUACAGGGGAGAAAAUUGUUAGUGUUGUGUCACUGGUACAAAAGAACAUAGGAAAGACGACAAGUGGUAUUCACAUGACUCGUAUUCCUGGUAUACAGCGGUAUCUUUAAAAAGCAAUCCAGGAAGAGGGGUUCAAGGCUUCUUGCCAACAAACUAGUCUUCUGUGUUUAGACAGCAUUUUCUUUACAGAGAAAUCCACAUUCAAACCUAUGCACAUCUGUUUGGUUCCAUUCAGUUUAAUUGCACUUUUUGCCAGGUUUUAAGCCUGUAUAGGAUUGAAGCCUCAGUCAAGUGAAGCUGUCCCUGAAAUCUGAAGUGGUCUACAGCCCAAGCCCAGGCUUACCAUCUCAGUGAGAACUAGGCCUUACAUGUAAGUUCCAUGGAAUUAUAUGACACGUUCAGCCUAACCCUACACAUGGUAACUUAGAAAUUAGGUAUGUCACUCAAGCAAAGCACAUGUUGUCCGCCUGUUUGAGGACAGGGCUAAAAUAUUUCAUUGUUGAUGCAGGUGUGCAAGACUCCGUCAACAAAAAAAUGGGGACUCCUUUAGGUAAGUGACAUUGUAAACUACAACUAGAGUCACAGAUAAUCAUGAUUACCAAUCUCAUUCAGCCCAACAGUAAGUACUUGACAGCAAGUUGCUAAUGAUCAAUCUGUUUGUAAGAAGUAUUCUAGAGGGCUUUGGCGAUAGCAGCAUGUUUACCACUACAGAAACUGUAGUGGUGCAGAAACUGUUAAAACUUUUUUUUCAGAUAUUAUACAAGUAAGAUUCUAUAAGCCUCCUCUCAAGUGCAGGCUGACUCACAGGCUGCAUGGGACAAAGGCAACAAGCUGAGUGCAGUUGCACUAAGGAACUAGCCAUAAAGCAAGUCACACAUAAAGAGUGGAGGGAACUGGCAGAGAAGGCAGUAGCAAAGUUAUGACAAAGAAAUUAUUGGCAAAGAUAUGACAAAGAAGUGACUAAGCAGUUUAAACAUCAUCAUCAACAGGAGGCCUAAAAGUGUAACAUACUAUAUAUUAUUUAGAAUAAUCUAAUACUGCUUUCCCCCAUUUGCCUGAACCUUAUGCAUAAAGCUUAAGGUGGAAGAUUUAAGACACACACCAAAAGAAGAACCUUUGAUUUGAGUAACUCCUUUGAGGUGUCCUGCAAGUUCCCAGGACACAUUAGUGAUCUGCAAGUGAACUUAAGUGAUAUGUUCUAGACUAGAGAAUCUUGCAGUCAAUCUAGAGUCAGUCUUGAAGUCAGCAUGGAGUGCAAAUGAAAUCAAAGGCUUCAUUUCCAAGUGUUAACUUUUCUUUGAAACUUAAUUCUACGCAAAACUAAUAUAUAUGCAUUUUUUCCUCAGCAGAACAUUAAAAAGUUUUUCAGUCAACACAGAUGGCAUCUUGAUGUUCAACUGAAGUCUCAACACAAAUGCUACUAUUCACCUAGCUACAAUAUCUUCUGAAGACAGGCAACCUUUGUUCAUAAAAUGUGACAUAACUUUUAUUUUUCUCCUUAUAUCCUAUUAUUCAACCACCAGAUGUCCAUACUCUCUAGAGAAACAUUGCUUUUUGUUUUAAUAGGACCAACUAGUCACAAAUAAGCUUUCAAAUACUUCCUCACUACUUUGGCUUUUAAGUUGAACCUAAUAAAGGAGUCAUGAUACUGCUAUGAUUUCUUUUUAACAGACCAGAAUUAGUUUUCACCUUUGACAACUAGUGAAAUGGCACACUUCCAUUUUAAAUAUAACUGCAAUAUUCAAUUUGUUAUUACUACCCUGGAUCCAAAACAAAAUAGAACAGUUCCAUAUAUUUCUAAUAAAAUAUAUUCUCAAGUUUAUAC
Messenger RNA from Podarcis lilfordi (Lilford's wall lizard), 14335 nucleotides. The record is from the annotation of a GenBank genome assembly. Lineage: Eukaryota; Metazoa; Chordata; Lepidosauria; Squamata; Lacertidae.